AUUGUCGAAUUAUACGAAAUUACACGUAUACGGAAAAUCUCGUAACUUGAUACGAUUGAUAAAUGAGUAAAAAAGAACCAUUGUUCGUUAUACAAAUUAUUAAAAAUAAAGAAUAUAAUGUCGUAUACUUAUGUACUUAAAUCCGAAUUUGACUAAUUUCCGAUGAGAUAUGGAUGGAUAAUGUGGAUAUAGAGGAACACGCGUGCAAAAAUAAAUCGAGUCGAUAAUCGUGAUACCGAUUAUAUUUAAAAGAUAAAAUAACGUUAUUACUAAUCGGUUAAUAUCUUGCGUUUGUGCUGUAUUAUCUCGUCUCUCCUCCUUCCCCUCCUUUCUUUCGACGAUUAACGAUUAUAUCGAAAUUUAACAUUUUAAGAACGCAACGUAAUCAAACUUUGUAUAUUGUAUGUUCCGUGUCAUUGGUAUAGAGUUUGCAAGGGUGGCUUUCCUUGUUUCUAUCGAUCGACGCCUGUGCAGUGAGCGACCUCGACUUGACCGCCGACCAUAGCCCGGAAGAAGUAAUCAUCGUUCGAUCCUUUUAUAUUUCGAAUCUGUUUAUAUAAUUAUAAAUCUUAUCUCUCGUUUUUCUCGUGUUUACGUUAUUCGUUGUGUUUACUCUCUUGUGUUUAUCAAAUAUUAAAUAAGAAGUACGAGAAGAGAAGAACGAAAAACACGUCCAUAGAAAACGCUGAAAAACUAUCGGAGCAACAUCUAAGAAAGCAUAUACAUAUGUAUGUUACGAGGUAAUUGCAGAUCUGUCGUUUAAAAUGAGACGACUCUUCUUCGUUUUGAAAGAUAAUUAUAAAUACGAUAAAUAAUAUGUAAAAAUAUCAUAAGAUAUGUCUGUAUUAAAGAAUCGGAUCGCUGUUCGAAUGCGGUAUGGAAAAGAAUCUGAAAUUAAUUUGUUUGAUGAUUCGAAUAUAAUAUAAUAUUAAUUUUAGUAAUGUUGCGAAACGAUAAAAAAAUUUUUGAAAAUCGAUAAUUGUUUGAAAACCAUUUUUCAAUGUCAAGUAUUGAAAGAAAGAUUUGUGACUCCGAAAACAAUGGAGAUAUAUAUUUUAAUGAAAUUUUAAAGAUUCAAAGUUGAUGAAGAAUUCGUUGUUUUACUGAUAUAUAUAUAUACAUAUAUAUAAAUAAAAAUUGGAAAGAAAAAUCAUUAAGAAAUUAUGAAGAACUGUGACAUUGAGUUAAGAAUGACGACGAACGAUGAAUAUAAUAAUAUAAAAUUUUUCAUAUUUUACGAAAAAAGUUCCAACAGUUGAAAACAUUGAAAGAUAGAAAAAUGUCCGAAAGUAAAAAACCGGCAUCGCCGAUACCACCGCCUGCUUCUACGCAAUGCUGUAAUAGCUUAACGGAUACGCAGUGUCCAGCGCUCCAAGUUACACCACGAAUGUUGCGAUCUCCCAGUCAUGAGAGUGUUACAACUGACCUUUCUCUAUUUAGCGUAUCUUCGAUAGCGAGUGAGUUGCGAGGGGUUAAUAGACUGGUUACUUUUAAAUCGUAUACCGAUGUACAUUUAACUGGUCGUGGCCCAUCGCCUAAACCUGAUUCUCGUCAGAUCCAAAGUAACAGGCCAGCCGAUAUACCAGAAAUUCUUUGGUUUGAGGAAGAAAAUGAAUUGAUUCGUAGUUGUGGAGUACUUUCAUCGGCGCUUGGUCUUCGUAAAAGUUUUAGCACGAGUGACGUAUCUCAACUGCCAAGUCCAGAUAUAUUGGGCCCGAACGGUUUACGAUCAGCUGUAUCGACAUUGGCUCUCAACACUGCCCAAAGAAACACUUUGCUUUUGGAACAUGCACGACUUGAUCAUGCUUCGAGAUCGUGUAGUACGUGGGUUGCGGUUGGUGAACCAGUUGCGAAUACGUCACAACUUCCUAGUCCUCAUGGUGGAGCUAUGCAAGAACAGCAGCAGCAACAAACUUCCGCCUCUCAAUCGGCUCAACAACCUCCUGCUACAUCGCAUCCACCGAUACCUUUCACAGGAGCUGAUUUCGUUAGAUCUGUCAAUAAAAAAGUUCGCCAAAAUUAUAUACGCCGAAGAUUAUUAACAACAUAUCGCGCUUUGGAGCGGCUUUCGCAAAGCGAAUUUAAUUUAGAUCAAUUGGAGGUUGUCGCGAGUGCAGCGCAAACAACUUCCGGAACUACGUUACUGGUCCCUGGAACAACGGGCACUACUGGAUCUUCGUUAUUAGGACAAAAGGAACGAAAUCAUGCUUUAACCAUCAAAGAUGUUGAAAGAGAACGUGGAAAUCAAUUAUCUAAAUACGAAAGAAAUAUGAUGAUUUUUAACUGGCUACAUACUCUUGACGAUACUGCUAUUGUUGACAGUGUAGAAUAAAUUACGUUAAUUUUGCUAGAAGCUGAAAGAUCUAGUCGGUAGAGAUCAUUAACGGUUAAAAUUCAGAAAUACGUUACGGAGAAAUGUUUUAUUUUAUAUAAAAGAGACAAUUUGAAAAAUUUGAAGAGAAUGAAUAAAAAUGAAUAUAGGCGUAAUAAUAAUAUCUAACCGGCUAAAUCUUUUGAUCUCUGGUAUAAUAAUCUUGGGCAAUUAUAACUAAUAUUUCCACUACGCUUAACAUUAAUUACGGUACGUGUUAUACGGAAAAAAAAAAUUUGUAUCAAAGUAUAUUAAAACUCAAACUUCUCACGCAACAAAUAUAACAUUCAAAAAUUAUUUACUCUUUUACAAUUUAAAAUAUUAUUUUUAUAAUAUAUGUAUAAUUAUAAUUUUACGAACUUUGUUUCAAAAUGCACUAUUUAAACGUUAAACGAUCGAACGCUUGACGUCACUUAUACGUAUCCUCGGAUGUCCCGAGAUGAUGCCAAAUUAAUAUUGCGUGUUCAAGAGGUCGAAUAAAUGAGAAAAGUUCCAUAUCCGAGAAUUUUUUAUUAAAUAGUUACGAGAGAUCGAUUAUAUGUUGUCUGUUAAGCAAAGUUAUAUAGGUAAUACUAUUAAUUUUGAGAUUUUAUAAAAUUCCCGCUUGACAAAUGUACCUAUUAUCAUUUUUCGUUAUUAUUAUACAUAUUAUACGUAAUUUCGCAAAACUUGAUGUUACAAAAGAUGGAUUUUUUUUUGUUUAUGAUAAAAAAAAAUUUAAUUCUAAUCGAAAAUAAUGAUUAAUAAAUUUUUUCGACUUAUUCUUGAUAUAUUAUUAUUAGAUUUUUAUAAAAAUGGCACUUUGAAUACGCUCUUAAUGCUAAACACCAUUUCUGUGUACAUUAACUAUUUUAUGUAACUUUAUAAAUAAAAAUUAAGCAGCUAAAUAUAAUGA
Molecule: messenger RNA, 3266 nt
Organism: Apis mellifera (honey bee)
Lineage: Eukaryota; Metazoa; Arthropoda; Insecta; Hymenoptera; Apidae
Exons: 3
Coding region: 1280-2332 (350 amino acids)
Source: RefSeq, a predicted model, not a curated record